AUGGUCAGGCUCGGCAGUAAGCAGAGCACUACGCCUCCUGCUGCGGAUCGCCCGCAGGCUGUCAGCACACCACUGGGCGGUAGCCUAUCUCAACAGCAGCAAGAGUCAGCAGAGGUCGACCGUCCACAGGUGGCCUAUUCUCCUCUGAACAUGCAGGAGGAUCAGACAUUAGACUGGUCUGCCGCGCCGCCAAGGCUUGGCGAGCAUCAUCGGGACUCUGUCAAUUCAAUCAGCAAGCCGGCUGAGACGCCAGGCUUGCACGAGCGCCAAUCUGCGCACGAUCUCAUUGGCGCCGUUCCACGACUUGAUGCGAAUGGCGCGCACUCGGAGCAUUUCGCAGACAAGGACGCCUCUGCUGGAUCAAGCGACACGCUCACGCCCAUCGAGGCGAUGAGCGAAGAUCUGGAAGGCCAGGGCAAGGUGGCAGAUCAGUAUACGCUACCGUCCAGUCACAUUCCUCUCCUACCAUCCUCGCUGUCUGCCCUGGUCAAUGGUACCAUAGACCGCCAACGGAGACGGCCCAGAUUUGCAAAAAUAGAACGCUACUUGCGCGGGCCCUUGCCGCCUGUACAGCAUACUAUCUCGCCUUACCUACCAAAAGUGGAGGCUUUCUUUGCGCGGACAUUCAGGCCGCUCUCGCAUCCGUUCAUUCUCUUUGUGCUCUACGCUGCCUGGUUCGUCGGCUUUGUGUUGCUCGUCAACAAGUCGUGGUUCAGCGCAAACACUUCUUACGGUCAGCCUACGCCAUUGGACGACACCUCGACCUUCUGGACACGGAACGAUCUCUGCGGACCACAGGGCAUCCUGUGCCGCCCGUUCAACGAUUCCACACUCGCAUUCCGUUGUCCCGCCAACACGAAAGGUGUCCAGCUCCUCAACGAUCGUGCUGUUGGUAAUGAGAUCCUGAUCUACCAGGGGCUCGUUGUCGGCGGUGGCGAUCCAGCCGGGACAUAUCGCGCAGACAGCUUUAUCUGUCAAGCGGCACUACAUCGCGGCCUCUUCGGCGACAACAAAGGCGGUUGUGGCGUUCUCAAUCAGAUUGGCACAUACGGCAAUUAUCUAGCAUCUGAGCAAAAUGGCAUACAAUCGACUGCCUUUCCAGGCAGUUUCCCUUCGUCGUUCGUAUUCGCGGCUGAUGCUACAACCACUAAUUGUGAAGAUCUGAGAGACUAUAUCCUCAUCUACGACCUCCUCAUGACCUUCAUCGUCACUUUUGUCUUUCGUCCGCCCGCUCCAGUCCUUUUUUGGACUUUUGGCAUCGUGGGCUUCUGGCACAUCACUAUGGCAUCCGAUCCGCAAGGCGCGCCACCACAGGUUUCAACAGCCAUCGGUCUCUUCUUGCCAGCCUGCUUCUUUCUCUACGCCUUUUGGCGGUGUGCAUGGCGCUGGGUUUUGCCCUUGUUCAGCGUUGCCGUGCUUGAGCAGACGCUCUGGUAUGUUGGUCCUUUCUGGAUCGGUGUCCUUCUCAAUGACACGACUGGCUGGAUUCCCAUCGAUCGACUGACAGCACAUGAUAUCUCCCAAAGACCUGGCGGCCUAGCAGCUGUCAUUGUGCUCGUAAUUCUCAUACUGAUCUUGGCUGUCAAUCAAUUACGUGUCAUCCGCAAGACCGGCCUUCUCGUCGAUUAUGCCAAAUACUAUCUGCUCGGUGUCAUCUUCAUUUUGCUCAUGAUGGCCAUUCCCGGUCUAUCGUUCCGCUUUCAUCAUUAUAUCGCCGCCACGGUCUUCAUGCCAGUCACGGGAUUUCCGACACGGAUGAGUGCUCUUUUGCAAGCUUUCUUACUAGGCACUUUCCUCAACGGCGUCGCUCGCUGGUCAUUCGAUGGACUCUUCCAGAGUAUCGCCGAGCUGCAGGGCGACGGCGCUUUCGGCACAGGAAGUCCUUCGUUCAAUACGACAGCAGCAUCAUUCGCUGCCGACCCCACAGUCAUCGCUUGGAAUCCGAUACCAUCCGAUCAGAUAGGCCAGUGGGAGAUGUUCUCGCUGCUCAUCAAUGACGUAUCUGUCUAUGUCGGUCCAGCGCUCAACUACACGCUCGCGGGUCUCGAUCGCACGCUUCCUCUCUUCUUCCGUCUCGCAUUUUCAGAGAGGUACACGUCCGGCGACUUCACACGGGCAGCGACGCUGUUCCCUAAUAACACAUUUGUGCCCGCCCCUUCAGGCAUUUCUUGA
Mixia osmundae IAM 14324 is the source of this 2172-nucleotide messenger RNA. RefSeq lists its product as uncharacterized. The record is from RefSeq and is a predicted model, not a curated record. The transcript is spliced from 7 exons. NCBI's taxonomy places the organism in Eukaryota, Fungi, Basidiomycota, Mixiomycetes, Mixiales, Mixiaceae. Bases 1 to 2172 code for a protein of 723 amino acids.